This is a messenger RNA of Numida meleagris (helmeted guineafowl), 5658 nucleotides long. It is a transcript of the gene PLEKHG5, whose product is annotated as pleckstrin homology and RhoGEF domain containing G5. The transcript is spliced from 22 exons. The record is from RefSeq and is a predicted model, not a curated record. Gene Ontology annotation, biological process: endothelial cell migration; Rho protein signal transduction. Bases 1656 to 4922 code for a protein of 1088 amino acids. Gene Ontology annotation, molecular function: guanyl-nucleotide exchange factor activity. NCBI's taxonomy places the organism in Eukaryota, Metazoa, Chordata, Aves, Galliformes, Numididae. Gene Ontology annotation, cellular component: plasma membrane; endocytic vesicle; axon.
GGGGUGCGGGGCGACGUCUGGCUGAAGCCGUUCCGGGUGCGCGGAGGGAGGGGCGGCUGCGGGGCGCCCGCUGGAAGGGCCCGGCCCCCGCCGGUCCUGCCCUGCGGUUCGCUGAUGCUCUCCCAGGUUCGGGCACGCGCUCACCCCCUUCCCCCCCGAGCACACGAACGGGGGUGGGGGCGGAGGAGCUCUGCCCACCGCUGGGGCCGUGGCCGCCGUCUGCUUUCCCAUCACAAAAGCUGAGGAGCCGCUUUUCCCUUCGUCCCGGCCGCCGCUCCCGGCAACGGGGCCCGGAGGCGGCAGAGCUGCGCGGAGCAGCGGUGAUGGCCGGAGGCGGCGUCGAUGCUGAUGAAGCUGGGGCAGGAAUUGCCUUGGCCUGAUCUUUCCGUGCAGAUUUUCCUGUUUCAGGGAGCUUUGCCCAGCGCAGGUCUCGGCUGCCCGGCGGUGCAAAGAGGAAAAAUGAAACUCUCUCCGUCUCCACGCACGUGUGCCUGCGUCACCGUCAGCAUCCAGCAGCGCUGGGGAGAGCUUGCCAAGGGGGAAACAAUGGGGCUGGAACUCGUUCCUCGGGGCGGGCGGGCAGAGCCGUUUCAGUGCUGAUGAGGUGCCCUCGUGUUGGGCUCAGCACCGCAAACACCCGGUCCUGGUGCGUCCCGGGGCGCUGCUGUCCCGGCGGUGGCCGCUGCCAGCGAGGACGGAUGGGUUUCCCCGAUGAGGGUUUGGCUCGCUUUGGUGGCCAAGCUGGCGUAUGGUGAACGUGGCUGCGCGCAGACAAAGCGGUGGUAGCGAGUCUGGGGCAGGAGGCCAGGAGGGAGCGCUGGGAGGGCUGAGCCGCCGGUGCUGGGCUGUCCCGAAGUCGCUCAGGUGGGGGGGGCUUGUUGCGCUCAGCCUCAGCCCGGCUCCUCCCCGUCACCUGCUGCUGCCUCGCCGGGGAGCAGGGACACGCGGCUGCUGGCUGCCCCCAGGCCCGCACCGCCACCGCCGGGGCUCCUGUGCGGGGCGUGGGGCAGAGCGGUGCCGCGUGUGCAGGUUCCAAACCUGGCACCUUCCUAGGAGCUCAGAUGUAGGGAGAAAAUUCCUUUGUGCAAGCCGGGGGGAGCUGCACAAAGUUGUGCCGCGAUUUUAAUGCAUGAAUGGCAGCUGAGCAUGGGGGGGGUUCCAGAGCCGGAGCUGUGCUGCUGCCCGUGGGGCUCUGUGCCUGCUCCCUGUGCUGUUCUCAGUGCUGCUCCCGUCCUCCCCGCGGCGCUCAGCCCCCGGUUCCCGCAGCAUUCCCCCCCCGGCCCCGUGCCGGCGGAGCCGCCGAACAGCCGCGCUCUUCAUGCCGAUUAUUUCAAUCACAAACGUGUCUUGUCUCCCCGGCCGAAAUUUCUUUCAUAGACGGCGGAAAGUGAAAUUUGUGCAAUGUCUGUAGGAGGCUGAAGAAAGGCCCUUUGUGCGCCCUGUGCGCGGGGCAUUGGGCAGCCUCCAGCAGCACCCUCCGCCACCCCAGCGCUCCCGGCUCGCGAGAUGAAUGCUGCGCUUGUCCGGAGAGCGGGACCUGCUCUUAAAGCCGGAGCCGGGCCCCCUGGCUAGUCCCACCGGUGCGGGCACGGCUCGGCCGAGGCAGCCCCCCGGGUACCCCAUGGUGAGGGCAGGUGCCGGGCUGUGGCCGCACGAUGUUCCUGUACUGGAAGAAGCGGGGUGCGUACGAGCUGGGGGCUCUGCCCCCCGUGCUGGCGGGCGUGGAGUACGGGGCGGUGGAGCGCUUCUCCUGGAGCUCCAGCCUGGACAUCAGCGAGCAGCUGGCGGACGAGCAGUGCCCAGCAGAAGAGCAGGGGCUGCUCUGCCAGAACCCCAACUGCACCGACAAGAGGAGAGCGGCCAAGGUAUGCCACCACGCCGAGUGCCAGCAGCUGAACCGCAGCAGCCCGCUCAGCCUGUGUGAGGCCUGCGACGGGCACCUGCACGAAACCAUGCACUUUGAUGGGCACAUCCGCUUCGAUCUGCCCCCGCCAGGCUCCAUCCUGGCCCGCAACGUGUCCACGCGCUCGUGCCCGCCGCGCACCAGCCCUGCCUCCGACGUGGAGGAUGACGACGAGGGACCGGCAGACGGGAGAGGGGACAGGAGAAGCUCAGCGCUGAAGCUGCCUAAGAAGAAGGCUCGGCGCAGGCACACGGACGACCCCAGCAAGGAGUGCUUCACCCUCAAAUUCGACCUGAAUGUUGAUAUUGAGGCAGAGAUCGUGCCGGCCAUGAAGAAGAAGUCCCUGGGGGACGUGCUGCUGCCAGUCUUCGAGAGGAGGGCGAUCGAGCAGAGCAAGGUGGACAUCUACCUGGACCAGUCCAACACGCCGCUCUCCCUCCAGUUUGAGGCGUACCGCUUUGGGGGACACUACCUGCGGGUGAAAGCCAAGCCCGGGGAUGAGCUGAAGGUGGAGCAGGCAGCGCGGGACGCGCGCUCGGCCAGCCUGCCCAUCCUGCGCCCCGCCGGCACCGCCGCACUCCUCGGGACGGGGCUGGAGCCAGGGCUGGGCCGCAGGGAGGGCACCGACAUCCUGGCUCCAGGCAGGCGGCGGAAGAACAUGACGGAGUUCCUGGGGGACGCCAGCAUCCCCAGCCCUGAGCCAUCCCUGCACAGCAGCGGCUCUCUGCCCACCAAUGGCACUGACACCUGGAAGAACCGUGCUGCCAGCCGCUUCAGCGGCUUCUUCAGCUCCGGCGCCAGCACCAGCCCCUUUGGGCGGGAGGUGGACAAGAUGGAGCAGCUGGAGAGCAAGCUGCACACCUACAGCAGCUUCGGGCUGCCCAAGCUGCCACCGCAGCUCCGCUUCGACCAGGACUCCUGGGAGGAGGACGGGGACGACAGCAGCCUGGUGCUGGAGGACAGCUGGCAGCAAAUCAUCGAGGGCACAGAGACCCUGACGCGCCGACAGUGCCACCAGCAGGAAGCCAUCUGGGAGCUGCUGCACACUGAGGCCACCUACAUCCGCAAGCUAAAGGUCAUCACCGAUCUCUUCCUCUGCUGCCUGCUGAACCUGCAGGAGUCGGGGCUGCUGUGCGAGGUGGACGCUGAGCGCCUGUUUGGCAACAUUGGGGAGAUCAUCCAGCUGCACCGCAGCCUGUGGAGCAGCAUCAUGGCCCCGGUGCUGGACAAGGCCCGCCGGACCAAGAUGCUGCUCGACCCCAUGGACUUCCUCAAGGGCUUCAAGAUGUUUGGAACGCUCUUCAAGCCCUACAUCCAGUACUGCAUGGAGGAGGAGGGCUGCAUGGAGUACAUGCGUACGCUGCUGCGCGACAGCGAGCUCUUCCGUGCCUACGUGACGUGGGCCGAGAAGCACAAGCAGUGCAGCCGCCUGAAGCUCAGCGACAUGCUGGUGAAGCCGCACCAGCGCCUCACCAAGUACCCGCUGCUCCUCAAGUCCGUGCUGAAGAAGACGGACGAUGCGCGCACCCGCGAUGCCAUCCUCACCAUGAUCAGCUCUGUGGAGCACUUCAUCAACCACGUCAACUCGCGGAUGCGCCAGCGGCAGGAGCAGCAGCGCCUGGCCGCCAUCCUCAGCCGCAUCGAUGCCUACGAGGUGGUGGAGGGCAGCACAGAUGAAGUGGACAAGCUGCUGAAGGAGUUCCUGCGCCUGGACCUGACGGCCCCCAUGCCUGGCACUUCCCCGGAUGACACCCGGCAGCUCCUGCUCGAGGGCAGCCUGAAGAUGCGGGAAGGUAAAGACAGCAAGAUGGACGUCUACUGCUUCCUCUUCACUGAUCUCUUCCUCAUCACCAAGCCCGUCAAGAAGGCUGAGCGCACCAAGGUGGUCCGACAGCCCUUGCUGGUGGACAAGGUCAUCUGCCGGGAGCUGAAGGACCCAGGCUCCUUCCUCCUCAUCUACCUGAAUGAGUUUGGCAGCGCCGUGGCUGCCUACACCUUCCAGGCCAGCGGGCAGUCGCUGUGCCGCAGCUGGGUCGAGGCACUGCACAACGCACAGAACCUGCUGCAGCGGCUACGGCUGCAGGAGCAGCAGCGCGGGCAGUGCCGGCGCCUGCAGGAGGAGGAGGAAGACGAGGAGGAGGGUGAGAGCAGCACCUCAGCCGCCAGCUCGCCCACGGUGCUGCGCCGCAGCAGCGCCAGCCUGGACUCCCAGCAGUGCCCCUCGGACGGCUCCACCGAGACCAUCUCAGUGGUAGUGGUGGACGGUGGUGAUGAGCUCUCCUCCCCGGACUCGGACGUGGGGCCAUUUGGCUCGCCAUCAGACAGCACCUCUGUCAGCACCGGCACCUCCGUGAGCACCAACACCGGCACCUCCGGCAGCACCCCAACCCGCGAGCUGCCCUUGGGCAGCCUGCCCCUGCCCCACAGUGUCGCCCCACAGCCCGGCAGCUGCUGCUCAGUGUCCAUUGACAGCGCCUAUGGCACGCUCUCGCCCGCCUCGCCACGGGACUUCCCCCGGCAGCAGGACGUGGGGGCCGAGGAGGUCCAAGAAGCCCUGGCCCCACGGCCCCCCUCCCCCCGGCUGCGCCGCCGGAUGCCUGUGCAGCUCCUGCCCUGCAAGGCCCGAGUGCUCAAGUCCAAGUCAGAGGCCAGCCUGCUGCAACUGCUGGACGGACCCCCUGCCCCACUCAGCCAGAGCCGGAGCCUCUCUGACCUGUGCGUGGCCCCCCCCGGGCCCCCACUGCUUCAGCGGACUAGCCAUGCCCCAGGGCACCCUGCCCCCAGUGCCGGCAGCAGCAGCAGCAGCGGUGACUCCGCUUCAGAGCUCUCAGAGCCAGAGGAGCUCGUGGAGAGCACCGGGCCCCCCCUGGGCCAGCCCGGCCACAGCCCUCAGCCCCCCGCCCACCACACGCUCUCAGACUCCUCAUCAGCACAGCACCGCAAGCUGACACUGGCACAGCUCUACCGAAUCCGGACCACGCUGCUCCUCAACUCCACGCUGACGGCCUCGGAGGUCUGAGAGCUGCCAGGGCAGUGAGGAUGAGGAUGGACGUGCGGCUGCUCCAAGAGCUCCUCCUGCUUCUAACUGUACCGUAACGCCGGAGCUGGGCAGAGCGGGUGCCCACCAGCUGGUGCCAGGAUGUCACACGUGGGGACAUGGAGCAGUCCCCUCUGGGAGGACGUGUCCCGGCAGGGCAGCACCAGGCUGCCCAUUGCUACCCAGGGGUGUCCGUGUGGGGGUGGACGUGGCACACAGUGCGGCCAUGGGGCUGCGCCUGGGGAGGCCGUGGGCUGAGCGGCUCCGCGUGGGGAGGAGGGAUGGCGACGUCGGCAGCGGGGAGCAGGGAAGGUGUGAGAUGGCUGCGGGGCGGGCAGCACAGGGCUGCUGGCACUUGAGACGGGAGGCUGGGGGUGGUGGCACGAGGGGACAGGGCCGGGCUGGGGCUGGCAGCGGCCACAGGGUCUGGCCAGGGCAUGGUUUGGUGGCCAGGGCGAGGAGCGUGGGAGCUGCGGAGGCCGAGUGCUGGGUGCCAUCCUGUGCCGGGCUGUGGGGAGCUGCUGCCCGUGGACACAACCUGCACUGGAGUGGGGCAUCGCUGCAGAGCGUGUAUUUAUUGAGCUUCAGGCUGUCCCCGCAGCCGUGCUGCCUGCUGGCACUGGGAGGUGGCGGUGGCUGCACCGUGGGCAUGCGCUGGCCAUGGCACCUGUGCUGGCUGCGGUGCGGUCCGGCCAAGCAAUAAACCUAGCUGUGUGCA